AGGUUGUGCUGUUUUGUGACGUGUAAUCUAGUGCACGGAACGCUUCUUUCAGCAGCAGCAACAGUUAGUCAGACACCUCGAUAGCUUGCUAGACAAAAAAAGCAGAAUCAAUAAGAUCUUUAGACGCUUUAAUGUUUAUCAGCCACUGUUUUAAACCCUCUUCUGCCAUCUAGUUAGUUAUCCGAUUUAAUUUCAUAUUUACGGUGUUGUUAUUAGUCAGCUAGCGGGCUGGUUAAGGUAGCAUUAGCCUAGCUAACAUCCCCGACCAUGCGGUCACUAAGCUACUCCCCUUCUAAAGAAGAGGUGGAUAUCACAGUAAAACAAGAAGUAGAGGGUGAGGCUGUUACUGUGAAAGAAGAGGAAGACGCGUUCAGAGUGAAAGAGGAGGAGGAUGUUACAGUUAAAGGAGAGGAUGGUGCAGUUUAUGGAGUGAAAGAGGAGGGAGAGAUGACUGUUACAUCGAAAAAGGAGGAGGAAGAAGAGGAGGAACCUGGAUAUCUGGGCCCGGUUUCCCAAACGCAUCUUAAGGCAUCCAAUGGUUCUAACGAUGAAUUUAGCCAUAAGAUGGUUUUGAGAAACCGUCCCCUGAUCAACACUAGAGAGAGACGUGACUAUCGUGGAUCUUCUUUGGAGCCUCAACAACCUCAUGAUGCUGAUGAGGCAGAGAAGAGUCUCUCCACAUUAGAACACCUCAAGAAACACCAGCGGAGACCCACAGGGAAGAGAACUCACUGCUGCUCUGACUGUGGGAAGAGAUUCACCUCAUCAGCGGGCAUUAAAAUGCAUCAGAGAAUCCACACAGGAGAGAAACCUUUUAGCUGUGAUGAAUGUGGGAAGAGAUUUACUCAAUCAUCCAGCCUGUCGUCACACCAGAGAACACACACAGGAGAGAAACCGUUUAACUGUGAUGAAUGUGGGAAAAGUUUUACUCGGUCAACUGGUCUGAUAUCACACCAGAGAACACACACAGGAGAGAAACCUUAUAGCUGUGAUGAAUGUGGGAAGAGAUUUGUUACAUCUAACAGUCUGACUAAACACCGGAGAACACACACAGGAGAGAAACCAUAUAGCUGUGCGCAAUGUAGGAAGAGCUUUACUGAGUCUAGCAGUCUGACUAAACAUCGGAGAACACACACAGGAGAGAAGCCUUAUAGCUGUGAUGAAUGUGGGAAGAGAUUUACUGAGUCUGGUUGUCUGACUAAACACCAGAGAACACACACAGGAGAGAAGCCUUUUAGCUGUAAUCAAUGUGGGAAGAGUUUUACUCAGUCAACUGGCCUGAUAUCACACCAGAGAACACACACAGGAGAGAAAUCUUAUAGCUGUGAUGAAUGUGGGAAGAGAUUUGUUGCAUCUAACAGUCUGACUAGACACCGGAGAACACACACAGGAGAGAAAUCAUAUAGCUGUGCUCAAUGUAGGAAGAGCUUUACUGAGUCUAGCAGUCUGACUAAACAUCAGAGAACACACACAGGAGAGAAGCCUUUUAGCUGUAAUCACUGUGGGAAGAGUUUUACUCAGUCAACCAGCCUGAAAUCACACCGUAGAACGCACAGAGGAGAUAAAUCUUAUAGCUGUGCUCAAUGUGGAAAGAGUUUUACUCAGUCAACCAGCCUGAUAUCACAUCAGAAAAAACACACACAGGAGAGGAAUCUUAUAGCUCUGCUAAAUGCGGGAAGAGUUUUACUCCGUCUAGCAAGCGGACUACACACCAUAUAACACACACAGGAGAGAAAUCUCAGCUGUGAGCAGUGUGACCAGAGAUAAUCUGAUAAAAUACCUAUGAUCAAACAUCAGAAAAUACAUACAUGAAGGAGUUGUUUCAUGGUAUCAAUGAAAUAAUGUCUCAAUGUAGAAUGUUUUAACAUUGUAGUAGGAUUAUUUUAAUAAUGUCACAAUGUAGAACUCUAAUCGUUUGCCCCUUGUUCUAUUGAUUUCAACAUGAUCUGGAUAUUAGCCCCAGGGGGGAAAUCCAGGCUCUGAAUUGAAAGAGUACAAUUUAUGUGAUGUAACAAAAAUUGACUCUCAAAAAAAGAGUUGUGUUACACUUACCGUGUUGGUGACCCACUUGAAUCAAAAUGCAACACUUCAAAAUGUAGCUAGCUGUUUUCUACAAAUUGUACUCAGGGAUGUACACAUUAUUCCCAGAUUCCGUGUGGUUUUUGAGCUGUUAGUUUUAACAGGACGUGCAACCUCAUCUCCCUCCUCUUGCACAAAUGAUUUUAGCGAUGAGUUAUGACAAAUAGGUGGUGUUCCUUUGUUUAGCGACCCCUACAUUUAAAUGCAUCACUCCAAAAUGUAGUUGACUGUCUUCUGCAGGUUGUCCUCUAACCAGGGAGGUAAAAGAUAUCUCCCAUUUCCAUGUGUUUUGUUUAGUUGUGUUAGUUUCAACAGCACAAACAACCUGAUUUACCCCCUAAUCGAUAUCAGUGGUAUAUUGCUGCUUGUCAAAACAACAGCGUUUCUGGUGCUUGUUUUAAAAAAUACAAGUAAUAUGAAUAUUGUGUCAGAUGUUUGUGUAUGCAGUACAUUUUAAUUUAGUUUUUAAUAUAUCGCAAACUGUUUCUGCAUAUUGGUUAUUGAUUAAACUGUGUACAAACUGUGUUUUAUAGCACAUUUUAUGUUUAGGUUUUUAAUAUAUCACAAACUGUUUCUGCAUAUUGGUUAUUGAUAAAACUGUGUACAAACUGUGUUUUAUAGCACAUUUUAUGUUUAGGUUUUGGUUAUUGAUUUGGACACGUUAAAACUGUGUUUUGACACUGGGCUACCUAGCAAAAUGUAAUUAAAAAUAAGACUAUGCAA
This is a messenger RNA of Oncorhynchus mykiss (rainbow trout), 2802 nucleotides long. RefSeq lists its product as uncharacterized. The record is from RefSeq and is a predicted model, not a curated record. Gene Ontology annotation, biological process: regulation of transcription by RNA polymerase II. Gene Ontology annotation, molecular function: DNA-binding transcription factor activity, RNA polymerase II-specific; RNA polymerase II cis-regulatory region sequence-specific DNA binding. NCBI's taxonomy places the organism in Eukaryota, Metazoa, Chordata, Actinopteri, Salmoniformes, Salmonidae.